AGGGGCAGCCGCUGCGUCCACCUCUCGGACGUGUCCGGGAGCCCUGCUCCGUGAGCGUCCUGCGAACGAUGCCAGGCUCAAGAGCCACGGACAGCGAGAGACCAAGGGCCACCUCCACUGCCGGGGCGACGACACGGUGGACGAGAGCGGGCCGCAGACAUGUUCCGUCCUUGGGGCCGGCAGGGCGGUCUUAGCGACUCGGGCGUGCCCAAGCUCAGUCCGACCCCUGGCUUGCUGCUCGCGGUUCCCUAUCCGCGGGGUUGGCGGUUCGGAUUUGGUGCGUGGCCCCGGCGUACGAAAAGAAGACCCAAUGGCAAAACAACCUUCGGAUGUAAGUUCUGAGUGUGGCAGAGAAGGUGGACAAUUACAGCCUGCGGAGUGGCCUCCUCAGUUCAGACCUGGGGCUCCCACCUCUGUACAGAUAGAGCCACAAGGUAAUCCAGAAGGCGAAGGGGACCGCUGCCCCCACGGCAGCCCUCAGGGCCCGCUGGCCCCACCGGCCAGUCCCGGGCCUUUUGCUACCAGAUCCCCGCUUUUCAUCUUUGUGAGAAGAUCCUCCCUGCUGUCUCGAUCCUCCAGUGGGUAUUUCUCUUUUGACACAGACAGGAGCCCAGCACCCAUGAGUUGUGAUAAAUCAACGCAAACCCCAAGUCCUCCUUGUCAGGCCUUCAACCAUUAUCUCAAUGCAAUGGCCUCCAUGCGGCAGUCUCAGGCCCUCCCUGCAGACCUGCGCCCAGAGAUGUGGAUCGCACAGGAGCUGCGGCGGAUCGGGGACGAGUUCAACGCCUAUUAUCCACGGCGGGUCUUUUUGAAUAAUUACCAAGCAGCAGAAGCCCAUCCCCAGAUGGUUGUCCUGCGGCUGCUGCGUUACAUCCUCCGUCUGGUGUGGAGGAUGCAGUGACGACGGGCUCCCCGAGGGGCCGAGACGCGUGCAGACGUUUCACUUGUUCAAGCCGACAGGCCCGGCGCCGCGGCCUCCUGGUGCCAUUGCUGUGCCGCCAGCUGUCGUCCCCCGGAGAGGCCGGCGCGUCCCGACACUCGGAGCUGUGUGCGGGCUUGACCUGGUCGUGAAUGUAAAUGAAGAUGGAUUCUCUUUUUUAGGAAAUGUACAAAUCAUGGUUCUCUGGAGCAGGAUUUUAUGCGAGAAUAAUGUAAGAACAGUUUCUCAAAAAGGAAAUGGAAAUUUUUAACCAACUUGUGAAUGAUUUUUGUACUAACAAUUUAAGAACCUGUUGCCUAUUCUCAGAGGAUUAUGUAAACUCUGCAGUGGAAACUGAGCCAGCUAAUUUCUAAAGCUGCCUUAGUUUAUUUUUAGAGGCUACUGUACAGAAUUUUUAAACGUGAGAGGUGUGUGUGAUAUGGCCGCUCCCUCCCUGCCAUUGCCUCUCACCUUUUUUUAAUCAUUAUUACCAAAAAAAAUUCUUAGAAAAUGAAAAUGAUUAAAGGGGCAAAGAGUCUUCUGUCAGCCUGUAUUGAUGUGCCACUCCCAUUUUGUAAAUAUUUACUUACCUCCUUAAACUCAGUUCAUCUGGCAAAACCUCAGCCUCUUCCUGUGUGUUUUUCCUUAUCUCAUUUUGUGAUGCUCCUCCCGUCUGUCUUGGGCACUGAUGCACAGGUCUGGUCAGGUGCGUGUUCAUGGUAGAGUGUGACACUAUCCUGACGGAUGCUCACGCCCUGAUCUCGCAUCGGCCUGUGUCAUCCCCGGCUCGGUCGGUCUGCUGGCAGCUUACUCACUGGGAAGUGACGUGGAGCUGGUUCCCAUGUGGUUUGGUGGACUUGUGUUUUACAAGUGUUCUGAAGGGGUAGUGAUGGUAAUAAUACAGAAACAGUAUUAGGGCCCGUGGCACGGUUAGCUUUUCUGGUUGCAGGCUUUUCCCCUCGUCACAGGAGGUGCUCUCAGCAUGAGGUGCCAGGUGCUGACAUGCCCACCUGCGUUUGGCUGCAGGUGUCCAAAGUGGAGUCCUUGUGGGAGUUGGCACAGGCUGUGGACGGGGCUUUAAACAGCUGUUUCCUCGGCAUAUCAGCUUUUGAUCCAACUCAGUCGAUCUGACUUUUGAUGCCCACCACUUGGUUCCCGCUCUUCUACAUCCACUUUGAAAUACAGGCUUAAUUCUGCUUUGGGCAGUGCCAUCAAAGAUUCUCUCAGGCAUAAGUCUGAAACGGCCCCAUCUGGCAGCUGUCUACUUGUUCAUUUCUCUUGGGACAGUUGGGUUAGUGAGGCCUCCCUCUGUGCAUCCAGUUCUUCUCCACCCUGGUCUGUGAGGAGUGCAGUGAGUUGGGCCCACGAGCUGGUCAGUCAUUUGACAGACAGUUAACCAACUGGGGAGAAGGCAGGGAAGGGAGGGAGGGAACAAAAGGAGUCAGGGAGGGGAGGAAGGAAGGUGCAGAUCAUUCUGUGAACCCUGUAACUCCUACAGUUUCUGAAACCUCAGAUCAGGAAACAGCUUUUUAAAAGAGAUACAUGAUUUUUCAAAUGAGUCAGCAGUGCCAACAACCAAUGUAUUUGCUUCUGGCCCAUCCAGGACCAGUGUUCACGUUAUUGAGUUGAGUGAAGAAAUCCAU
Messenger RNA from Artibeus jamaicensis (Jamaican fruit-eating bat), 2562 nucleotides. It is a transcript of the gene BCL2L11, whose product is annotated as BCL2 like 11. The transcript is spliced from 4 exons. Bases 311 to 901 code for a protein of 196 amino acids. Gene Ontology annotation, biological process: meiosis I. Lineage: Eukaryota; Metazoa; Chordata; Mammalia; Chiroptera; Phyllostomidae. The record is from RefSeq and is a predicted model, not a curated record.